Messenger RNA from Orycteropus afer afer, 2719 nucleotides. The record is from RefSeq and is a predicted model, not a curated record. NCBI's taxonomy places the organism in Eukaryota, Metazoa, Chordata, Mammalia, Tubulidentata, Orycteropodidae.
AUAGAACAUGGGGAAGUUCGCUCACAGUUCAAAUUACGGGCCUGUAAUUCAGUGUUUACAGCAUUAGACCACUGUCAUGAAGCCAUAGAAAUAACAAGUGAUGACCAUGUGAUCCAGUAUGUCAACCCUGCCUUUGAAAGGAUGAUGGGCUACCACAAAGGUGAACUCCUGGGGAAAGAACUCGCUGAAUUGCCCAAAAGUGAUAAGAACCGGGCAGACCUUCUCGACACCAUCAACACAUGCAUCAAGAAGGGAAAGGAGUGGCAGGGGGUUUACUAUGCCAGACGGAAAUCCGGAGACAGCAUCCAGCAACACGUGAAGAUUACCCCAGUGAUUGGCCAAGGAGGGAAAAUUAGGCAUUUUGUCUCCCUCAAGAAACUGUGUUGUACCACUGACAAUAAUAAGCAGAUUCACAAGAUUCAUCGUGAUUCAGGAGACAAUUCUCAGACAGAGUCUCAUUCAUUCAGAUACAAGAACAGAAGGAAAGAGUCCAUUGAUGUGAAAUCGAUAUCAUCUCGAGGCAGUGAUGCACCAAGCCUACAGAAUCGUCGUUAUCCAUCCAUGGCAAGGAUCCACUCCAUGACCAUUGAGGCUCCCAUCACAAAGGUCAUAAAUAUAAUCAAUGCAGCCCAAGAAAACAGCCCAGUCACAGUAGCAGAAGCCUUGGAUAGGGUUUUAGAAAUUUUACGGACCACAGAACUGUACUCCCCUCAGCUGGGUACCAAAGAUGAAGAUCCUCACACCAGUGAUCUUGUUGGAGGCCUGAUGACUGAUGGCUUAAGAAGGUUGUCAGGAAACGAGUAUGUGUUUACUAAGAACGUGAGCCAGAGUCACAGUCACCUUGCAAUGCCAAUCACCAUCAAUGAUGUUCCCCCCUGUAUUGCUCAAUUACUUGAUAAUGAGGAAAGUUGGGAUUUCAACAUCUUUGAAUUGGAAGCUGUUACACAUAAAAGGCCAUUGGUUUACCUGGGCUUAAAGGUUUUUUCCCGGUUUGGAGUGUGUGAGUUUUUGAACUGCUCUGAAACCACUCUUCGGGCUUGGCUGCAAGUGAUCGAAGCCAACUACCACUCCUCCAAUGCCUACCAUAACUCCACUCACGCCGCAGACGUCCUGCAUGCCACUGCUUUCUUCCUUGGAAAGGAAAGAGUGAAGGGAAGCCUGGAUCAGCUGGACGAGGUGGCAGCACUAAUUGCUGCCACAGUCCAUGACGUGGAUCACCCGGGGAGGACCAAUUCCUUCCUGUGCAAUGCAGGCAGUGAACUCGCUGUGCUCUAUAAUGACACUGCUGUCUUGGAGAGUCACCACACAGCCCUGGCCUUCCAGCUCACAGUCAAGGACAGCAAAUGCAACAUUUUCAAGAAUAUUGACAGGAAUCAUUAUCGAACACUGCGUCAGGCUAUUAUUGACAUGGUUUUGGCAACAGAGAUGACAAAACACUUUGAACAUGUGAACAAAUUUGUGAAUAGUAUCAACAAACCAAUGGCUGCUGAGAUUGAGGGAAGUGACUGUGACUGCAACCCUAUUGGGAAGAACUUUCCUGAAAACCAAAUACUGAUCAAGCGCAUGAUGAUUAAGUGUGCUGAUGUGGCCAACCCGUGCCGCCCGUUGGACUUGUGUAUCGAAUGGGCCGGGAGGAUCUCUGAGGAGUAUUUUGCACAGACGGAUGAAGAGAAGAGACAGGGGCUACCUGUGGUGAUGCCAGUGUUUGACCGGAACACCUGUAGCAUCCCCAAGUCCCAGAUUUCUUUCAUUGAUUACUUCAUAACAGACAUGUUUGAUGCUUGGGACGCUUUUGCACAUCUGCCAGCCCUGAUGCAACAUUUGGCCAAUAACUACAAACACUGGAAGACACUGGAUGACCUAAAGUGCAAAAGUCUAAGGCUUCCAUCUGAUAACUAAGCCAAACCAGAGAACAAGACCUCUUGAUCUACAAAAGGCACUGUGAAUCACAGUAGUGAAAGCAAGAGGCUUUAUAAUGAAAAAUGACAGACAUAGGUUAAGGAGCUAACACUUAAUAUUUGAUCUUGAAUCAUUCAAGUCCCCCAAUCUCAUUUUUAGAGCGUCAUGUUCCAUGGAGAAGAAUGUUUUUUGAGUCCCCACUUAGCAGAGCCAAUAUUUGGUACACUCCUUUACUCUGCUGUCAUCCUGUGUGCCCUUGUCAAACUCUGAAGCCGAUUCGUCAUAAUUGGUAGGACACAAAAAGAGAUUCGAUGCAUAUGAGCCCAUCCCCCUGGAUGAUGACCAAGUAAGAUAGCUAGUGUUCAGCUCACUUCUUACCAUGAGAGUCACCAUUAUGUUUAACUUUUUCCUCAAGAGCUUCAGUCUGAAGGAUUCAUAAGAAGUCCAUCUGAACAAAUGUAUCUUAAGAAAAAAAUAACUACACAAAAUGAACAAAAUAAGGCCAAAUUAUUAGUAAACUAGUUAUCAUCAUAGCCUCCAUGGCUAGAUGGUUCUCUGGUCACUGGGGUGACAUUCAAGUCAGAACACAGCCUCGGCCAGGUGAGUGCUCUCUAGACUGGCAUCAGUAGCCAGUGCAGCUCUCUUUUCUUGUAAAACCAAUUCAUCUGAGCAGAAGCCAGCCAUGAUGGGGGAUGGAAUGACAUUUUGUUUUGGAGGGAAUCCAUGAGCUUCCCUUAUUUCUGGCUUAGAGGUACACACAAGGCACUGUAGUAAGUAUUAUAUAAAAGCCAUUAUUCCGAAUGCCCUUGGACAAGCUUUU